AUGAAGAUAAUCAUAUAUUUUAGCAUUUGGGCAGCAGCAUGGGCCAUUCCGGUUCCUCAAAUCAAGUCAUUGGAGAGAUAUGCUGUUGACAAAUCUGUGAAUUUAAAUCUUCCAGCAAAACCAAAAGUGCCAAUACAGGAUGAUUUAAAUGCUAAUGAUACCACCAAAGAGAGUGGUGUCCCCAUACAUGAAAAUGAAAUGGGAAGGCAACAGUAUACCAAAGAUGGUUACAAAGUAGAGGGAAAUUGCUCUGAGUGGACAGAAGUAGGAGGGAAAAGUUCUUCUACACUUUCCAUAUUAGUAAAUGAAGAGGAGAAUCCCCAGGAUCAGAAUGGGGGCAGAGGAGGACCAGAAACAUAUGGUCAUGAUGGGAUACAUGGAAAGGAAGAUAGCACCACAGCCAAUGGUCUUAGGGGACAAGUAAGGAUUACUGACAAUACUGGAGCAGCGAAUGGGAGCGAUAUUAAGGGAAAUACUGAUGAGGAUUCAAAAAGUGGGACUAUUGGAGAUGCAAGUCAGAGUGAGAAUGCCACUGUUGUCAAAAAAGAUGAACACCAAAUUGCUGGAAGCAGUAAUGGUACAGGCCAUGAGGAUGGCAUAAAUGGGAAUUCCUGUAGAAAUGAGAGUGCUGCAUGGGAAAUAACACCUCAGAAAGAAAGGGAGAGAAAUGGUCAUGAGGAGGCAAAGGUAACGCCAGGGGGAAGUGGAGCUGGCAAUAGAGAGGACACUGGCCUAGGUAAUUCUGACGGGAGUCCUAGCGGGGAUGGAGAAGAUGAGGGGAUGGAUGAAGACAAGGGCUCUGGUGAUAAUGAAGGUGAAGAAACAGGAAAGGGAGAGGAGGACACUGAUAAUAGCAAGGGCCAGGAGGGUCAGGGCCAUGGAAAAGAAGAUGAUAAUGAUAACAGUUUAGGUCAAAAUUCAAUCAGUAGUGAAGACGAUGACCCUGAAGACAAAGAAGAUGCCCAACACGUGGAUGGAGACAAUGCCUCCAACAGUGAGGAGGAUUCUGAUGGUAUUCUAGAAGGAAAUGAUAGCAAAAGAACACAGGGCGCCCGAAAACCCAAUCACAGAGAAAACAGUGAUGUGGAAAGUGGAACGACCAAAGAAUCAGAGCCAAGUACUAAUGGGAAGAGCCAAGUAAAGGGAAUAGAAAUUGAAGGUCCCAGCAGUGGCAACAGAAACAAUAUUACCAAAGAAGCUGGGAAAGUCAACAAAGAUAAAGAGAGUAAAGGACAGCAUGGGAUGAUUGCAGGCAAUGGAAAUGUUAAGACACAAGGAGAGGUUGACAAUAUUCAAGGACCUGGCCAGAAAUCAGAACCUGGAAAUAAUGUUGGACAGAGCAGAACAGGUAGUGACAGCAACAGUGAUGGGUAUGAUAGUUACGAGUUUGAUGAUGAAUCCAUGCAAGGAGAUGAUGCCAAUAGCAGUGAUGAGUCUAAUGGCAAUGAUGAUGCCAACUCUGAAGAUGACAAUAACAGCAGUAACCAAGGAGACACAUCUUAUAACUCUGAUGAAUCAAAAGAUAAUGGCAAUGACAAUGACUCAAAAGGGGAAGGAGGUGAUGAAAGUGACAGCACAUCAGAUGCUAAUUAUAGUGACAGUAAUGGCAAUGGUAACGACGGGAGUGAUGACAGCAAAUCAGACAGCAGCAAAGAUAAAUCAGACAGCAGUGAUAGCAGUGACAGCAGUGAUAGCGACAGCAGUGACAGUAGUGACAGCAGCGACAGCAGUGACAGUAGUGACAGCAGUGACAGCAGCGACAGUAGUGACAGCAAAUCAGAUAGUAGUGACAGCAGCGACAGCAGCGACAGCAGUGACAGUAGUGACAGCAGCGACAGCAGCGACAGCAAAUCAGAUAGUAGUGACAGCAGCGACAGCAGCGACAGCAGUGACAGUAGUGACAGCAGUGACAGCAGUGAUAGUAGUGACAGCAAAUCAGAGAGUGACAGCAGCGACAGCAGCGACAGCAGUGACAGUAGUGAUAGUAGUGACAGCAAAUCAGAUAGUGACAGCAGCGACAGCAGUGACAGUAGUGAUAGUAGUGACAGCAAAUCAGAUAGUGACAGCAGCGACAGCAGUGACAGUAGUGACAGCAGCGACAGCAGUGACAGUAGUGAUAGUGACAGCAAAUCAGAUAGUGACAGCAGCGACAGCAGUGACAGUAGUGACAGCAGCGACAGCAGUGACAGUAGUGAUAGUAGUGACAGCAAAUCAGAUAGUGACAGCAGCGACAGCAGCGACAGCAGUGACAGCAGUGACAGCAGUGACAGUAGUGAUAGUAGUGACAGCAAAUCAGAUAGUGACAGCAGCAACAGCAGUGACAGCAAAUCAGAUAGUGACAGCAGCGACAGCAGUGACAGCAAAUCAGAUAGUAGUGACAGCAGUGACAGUAGCAACAGCAACGACAGCAGCGACAGUAGUGACAGCAAAUCAGAUAGUAGUGACAGCAGUGACAGUAGCAACAGCAGUGAUAGCAGUGACAGUAGUGACAGCAGCGACAGCAGUGACAGUAGUGACAGCAAAUCAGAUAGUAGUGACAGCAGUGACAGUAGUGACAGCAGUGACAGCAGCGACAGCAGUGAUAGCAGUGACAGUAGUGACAGCAGCGACAGCAGCGACAGUAGUGACAGCAAAUCAGAUAGUAGUGACAGCAGCGACAGUAGUGACAGCAGUGACAGUAGCAACAGCAGUGAUAGCAGUGACAGUAGUGACAGCAGCGACAGCAGCGACAGUAGUGACAGCAAAUCAGAUAGUAGUGACAGCAGUGACAGUAGUGACAGCAGUGACAGCAGCAACAGCAGUGAUAGCAGUGACAGUAGUGACAGCAGCGACAGCAGCGACAGUAGUGACAGCAAAUCAGAUAGUAGUGACAGCAGUAACAGUAGUGACAGCAGUGACAGCAGCGACAGCAGUGAUAGCAGUGACAGUAGUGACAGCAGCGACAGCAGCGACAGUAGUGACAGCAAUUCAGAUAGUAGUGACAGCAGUGACAGUAGUGACAGCAGUGACAGCAGCGACAGCAGUGAUAGCAGUGACAGUAGUGACAGCAGCGACAGCAGUGACAGUAGUGACAGCCAAUCAGAUAGUAGUGACAGCAGUGACAGUAGUGACAGCAGUGACAGCAGCAACAGCAGUGAUAGCAGUGACAGUAGUGACAGCAGCGACAGCAGCGACAGCAGUGACAGCAGCGAAAGCAGUGACAGUGCUUCUGACAGUAGUGAUGAGAGUGACAGUAAGAGCAAGUCUGGUAAUGGCAACAACAAUGGAAGUGAAAGUGACAGUGAUAGUGUCAGUGAAGGCAGUGACAGUAAUCACUCAACUAGUGAUGAUUAG
Molecule: messenger RNA, 3333 nt
Organism: Pteronotus mesoamericanus
Lineage: Eukaryota; Metazoa; Chordata; Mammalia; Chiroptera; Mormoopidae
Gene: DSPP
Product: dentin sialophosphoprotein
Exons: 4
Coding region: 1-3333 (1110 amino acids)
Biological process (GO): dentinogenesis; odontoblast differentiation
Cellular component (GO): cytoplasm; nucleus
Molecular function (GO): collagen binding
Source: RefSeq, a predicted model, not a curated record